Messenger RNA from Cercopithifilaria johnstoni, 7269 nucleotides. Lineage: Eukaryota; Metazoa; Nematoda; Chromadorea; Rhabditida; Onchocercidae. The record is from the annotation of a GenBank genome assembly.
AUGGAGUUGGAGCGACCCAGAAAGAUAAAAUAUCCGAAAUCACGUGAACUUACACCACCACCACCCACAUUGACCCUUGACGAAUUGGAAGAACGAUUUACAGAUGCUGACAAGCUCCAACCAUUAACACCGGGGACUGAAAAAGAAGGUACAACAAGAAAGGUGGAAAGUGAGGAUACAUCUGCCAAUGAAGAAAAUGUAAAAUCAGAAGAGAAACUUUCCGACACUAUUUCAACAGACAAAUCAUCUACUGAUUCAAAAGAAAUUAACCAGAUGGAAAAGACAAUGGGAUGUGGUGAGAGGACAAAUAGUGAGAUUUUAUCCAGAACGAAAAAGGAAGAGAGUGUGGAAAGUAUGGUUUGUAUUCCUGUGGAUAAAAUAUAUCCUGCUCCAACAACAUUUUCAUCCAGUUCACUUAUGGAUAGCGAAGAUGCAAUAAAGACAGAUGAUGCAAUCAAGGACAUAGCAUCGAGUAUUUAUCCAUAUAUGCAGUUGAAUGAAAUGAAGGCAGCGGCUUCCCAAAAGAUCGACGAAUUGUCGACGUUAACUUAUUCGGCACGAGUACAAGAACAUAAUGUAACUGGCAUGCGGCAAACACCGCCUGUGUCGUCGGAAACUCAUGGUAAGGUUAUGGAUGAACGCAUAGCUAUUGCGGAUCCAUCUCUUUUCUUGGAAUACAAUGAAUAUGGAUUGCUGACGGAAAACCAAUUAUUAACGUUUUAUCAAAACGAACUAUAUGAAUCCGUGGAAGAGUUUGUGGAUGAAUUUCUGGAACAUGACGAAUUUCCACGGCAUAGUUUGCAUGAGUAUUUGAAACGAUAUAAAAAAGUGUGCGAGCAUAUUGACGCUAAAGAAAUUGAUGUUAUGGAUUGUGAACAACUAGUAAAAGAAUGUGCCCAAGCAUCAUGGACAGCUGAAAAUCGAGUUAUCAAGCAAGAAGGGCGAUGUGGAGAACAGAAAUAUGCAACAGGUAGUUCCAAUUAUUUAGUCGCGACAUUUCAUCCUGAAAAAGCCACAGAAUUAUCUCGCUUGUUGAAGCGUGACGUAUCUUCCCGUCUUGAUUCGUCGUUAAGUUUACAAAUCCAGAUGCGCUCUCUUGCAUUACAAAUUCAGUGGCAUAUUCUUGAGUACAACAAUACUUUUAUGAUGGAACAUCGUUGCAAUAUAGAUAGUCCACCAUGUUUUCUCCCUGGUGGUGCUGAUACUGUAAGUAGGCGAAAUCUUCGUAAUGCACUUUCGGAUUUGUUCCACUAUUUACGUUAUCCAGAUCUUUCUUCACGGUUCAUAACUGCCGUUUCUGGAUGGAUCAGUGAAUUGGUAGCUGUUCUUCUGAAAGCAUGUACCUCCUUUGACCAGCAGUAUUUGUUAUGUCAAGUGCUUCGUCUAGUUUCACCAGUAUCUCAAUGGGCAGCACCAUUACUUCAGUCGUAUAUCGAAAUUGACAGCAUGAAUGAUCGUCUUAUUAUUGAUAAUUAUAUAGUAAUGAUGAGUUUGCUGCUUUCAUCCAUACGAGGCCGUGAAAAUUUUUUGCGACGUAUGAUAAAUGUUGAAAAUGAAAACACUGCUUGGGUUGUUAUAAAUGACGACGGAGCCGAGAAAGAUGGAUCUGUACUAACCAUAAGUGAGACCGAUUUGAUUGCAUUUCUCAACCAGUUUAGCGCUGAAGCUGCUUUUGCUAAAGCAGUUCGAUGUUUCGCUAUCACUUUGAGGUCAAAUCCAUUUAAUCAGGCUUUAACUUUGAUUGCUUUUGAAUUGGUGCUCAUUAAAAUAUUUAACGAUGGCUUAUGUACCUAUGGCAUAUCUAACUAUCGUCAAUUUUGUAAACGAAUUGGCUGUGCGUUACACCAAAGCGUCAUAUGUUCAGCAGAAUUUUUGAAAGUUAUCAAAGAUACGUUAUCGAUUGCUGAAGCAGAAAUAGUGCAGAAAGAAUUCGAUCGCAUUAUUCUACAUGCCGUAUAUUAUAUCGUUACCAAGCAGAAUAGUUUCAGCCUUGGUCUUUUGCAAUUUAUAGUAGGCUUGCCAUAUAAUUUUGCAAGCGAAACAUGUCGAAUGCGUUGUCAAAUAUUGCUGAGGCGAAAAAUGGCAAUAACAAUAGCGCAGUUGUACCAAUUUUCAGAUGAAGACUUGCCUAAUUUAGUUGAAAAAGCUGGCAGUUUAUUUGACAAAUUACCGGAUUUAUCCAGUGACGAUUGCGUUUAUAUGAUUUCGGCUUUAGCAGCCAUCAUUUCUGCAUCGAAUUUAGAUGUCAACUCGUUUGUCGUUGAAAUAUUGAAGGUGUGCUUUCUUGAUGUUUCUACGCGCGAUCAUUUUUAUAAAGUUGGUGCCGAAACUAUUGGAAUUCUUGUUGAUAAGCAUCCAUAUAUCCUUCAGAAGAUAUUACUUUUUGUUGAUCGAAAUCUCGAUUCCCUAGAUGAAUAUGCAGUAGAAGUGCUGUCAAUGGCACCUUUGUCAAAAUGUCGCUUAUCGGUAGAUGAUGUCGGCAUAAUAUGUGGAAAAUGGUUAAUUAACAGGCCACCAAAUCACCCUGCGUCCAGAAUUGCCAGGCGUGUGCUGGGUUCUAUGAAUUGGGGAACAGAUGAAAAUGGAAAACUUUGGUUGCAAUCUGAAGUGCACAUUGUUUGUGCUGAUACUUUAGUUAAGGGGCAUAUGGCCCAGUGUAAAGCAACUAAUGGAUUAAUUUCGAAAUCCUGGAAUAAAGUCGCUAAACUGGCAUCGAAAGUACCUGACUAUGAGCAUCAGUUUGAUGCUUUCUGUUGGGAUAUUUUGGUACGAUUGAAAUUACCCCUGCAGGCAGAUACUUCCAAUAUCCAGUCGGUGAACGAUCUCGCCUUCUUCUUCGUUUUUGUUAUGCAGCGAUCAUUAUUAAGUGUCGAUGAAUUUUUAUCAUCAGGCUUAUCAUUAUGGUCGGAACUUAUUACAUCUGGUUGCUAUGUUGGAUCAGUAGUAAUUCUUUCACGACUUAUGUCAUCAUUUCCAGAUGCAGUCACCAUUUUAAUCUCGCAAGAAAUCUUCACACAGUGUCUUGAUCGAUUACUUUUGUAUGAUUUGUCCUCAUAUGCGAUUCAACUUAUUGCUGGCGCCAAUAAAUUUCCUGGUCCAACUAUUCGGCUUUUAGGUUCAGCUAUUGCGUACCAUAUAAAUGAGAAUUUUUCGCAAGUACAGUUGAGCGGCUGGAUACAAUUGUUGUGCUGCAAAAGGCCUACUCAAUGGAACACCGAUAAAUCCACACUUUAUCUGCUAGGAAUACUGGUCCGUACAGCAUUUGCAAGGGAUCAAGCAGAGCUGUUGGGUAUUCCGGAAUUACUUCAAACCAACUAUGACGUAUUGCUACAGCAGUGGAAAGAUGGAUCAAAGGGUAUACUAUCAUGGUUUACAAGUGAUGAUAGUAUUCCUCCUAUCAUUGAUUCUGCAAAUUUGGGCGUUUCACCAUGGGCAUCCUUUGCACUAUUAUUGGCUGAACAAAAGAAUCAUGAAGUCUUUUAUGAAACUUUGUAUCAAGCAAUGAGUAAACAUCCAAAAAAUAGUUUGGAUCAGUCUGUAAAGAAGGCAGCAUCCAAAUCCCAUUUAAACAUUCCAAUUGAACGGCUACACUUUCAUCGGUGGUUACAAUUUGCAUGCAUUGAUAAUAUUAAAGAACAUCCGGUUUUUCCUCUUAUUUUACAGAAUUUGGCAAUUCAUUUAUAUUCAUAUAAAGUAUAUUGGGGAUCAAAAUUUUGUUUCGGCAAAAAGUAUCUUACGAGUUCAUCCAGUAAGUCUCUGUUUGACGAAUUACGAGAAAAGAUUUUGCCUCAAAUGGAGUACAGCAGUGAAAAGAAUGUCUCUCUAUUUUAUAAGGCAUUUGCUCAGUGGUUGUCGAAUCCGGAAAUCUGUGAUAUAUCAUUUCAUGCUUUCAACGAUUUUUUACUGGGCCAUUUACUGCAGUUUAUUGUUGCAAAUGAUUUCCAUCCUUGGUCUGAUUAUAUAAAUAUAAAUGAAAUACGGAAGAAAAUCAGUGAUGAGCAGAAGCUGUAUAUAUUUGCAUGUCAUCUUCGUUCACUUGUGGUCAAUCCUCCAGUAAUCCAAGCUCGUAAUCUUACGCAACUGAUAGCUCAAUUCAGCAAACGCAGUCAGGCAUUGCCUUAUCCGAUGAUACGGCUGCAUUCCACACUGCCGCCAAAAGUUCCUUUCGAUUUGUCUAUUGCAUCUGAUAGCCGCCAUUGUCUUACGUCAUACGCUUCACAUUUAAGAGCAAUCAACGAAGCUGCUAGGGUAUUUGUUGGUACAAAAGAUCAGGUAGAAAUGCUUGAUGACGAGUAUGUCGGUUACUAUCCUGACCUAUAUAGUAAAUCAACAGUUGAAUUAAUUAUUGUGUUGAAAUGUGGUACUACCUUCAGUCGCAAAUGUGCUAAUCCUAUAACAUCUACCGUAACCGUUGCAGCCAGUCAAUAUCAGACAUCUGUGGAAACCAAAAUGAAGGUUAAUCGUCAAAAUAGAUCCGAUGAAUUAGCGAAUAUCUUUUCUAAAUUAUUUGAGCAAACAUCACUUCAUUGUGCUAAUUUGGAAAGUAUAGUGAUUAAAAUGCAUAAUUAUAUGGAAGAUGUUGACUCCCUCUCUACUGUGUACGCAAAACUUUUGCGCGAUGCAGGUCGAAUGCUAUUUUACCAUUCCACUUCUUCCAUCACCUCAUUGGAAAUGAUUUUCCCAGCAGCAGCAGAUUCGUAUGAAUUCGCUUUAGCCAAACUUGGAAAAGCAUUUAUAGCUGAUAACCCACACGAACAGCAUAAUUUAAUGCGUGUUAUCUUAAAUGGCUUUCAUUUAGCUCAUCUUCUGACUCCAUGCUUCACUCCUCAUUGUGUCCCGCCAGCCGAAUUACUUAAUUUAUAUACAUCUUUGAGUAAAGCAGUCCGUAAUCCAGUCACAUCAUCGGCCGCAUUAGCUUUAUUGUCACAACUAGAUAUCAAGAAUGCUGGUGAUAGAUUGCCGCCCCAUCAAUUCUCAGAGCUUAUGCCUGUUGCAUUUGAAAACCUGAUUUCAAUAUCGGAUACCUUGCUGCCGCUAUAUGACGUUUGCGCAAAGCAUUUCAUCCAUUCUGUAUUUCAUCGAUUUCCGAGCAAUUUUAUUGAUGGCCUAAAACUUUCACUUGCUGCGUGCAAUACAAAAAGUACACCAGCUUUCAUAUUCGAUGAAUUUAUCAAAAAACUUGGUGCUGACAAGGUGGACGCAAUGGAUACUAAACCAGAGCAUAUUAUUGAUACUAUGACUGCGUCUACUGCAAGUGGAACAGUUGCUAUACAAUUUAGAAAAUCUAGGAAUGAAUUAUCUACCAGAUUGUACGAUGUUUGGGCUAAUUAUCUACCAAAAGUGUUGCACUUGGCUCAGUUUUUUUUAUACAGUGCAGCAUCUUUAUCAUUUGAUUCUGAACGACCUACUGGAAAACUUGAAUCAGAAUUACGGCAAGUGUUUGAAAAUUGCACGCAAGUAUUUGGCCCACUUCUAGAGCAGUUUGGCCCUGGUCUUCCACCAUGGAGUUCAGCUGAUUCUAAUAGUGCUGCCGUUGUUCUGGAUUACUUUAUAUCGUUGAUGGAACAACUUCAUUUACUGUACGACGCGUAUUUUCCACCUGGUUCUGAAAAUUUGAUAACACUGUUUUGGCGUUACUACGCUGAGAAAUUGGCAUUUUUUACACGUGGCGGUUCUCAUGUGCAUCAAAUUAUUGAAAGUCGUUUUAUCAAUAUUCCAUGGCACUUAUUUUGGCCAAGUUUAUGCGACCUUUCUUCAAUGGACAAAAUUAUGGUUGAUGGCGCACCUGAAAGUGCACCUUUUAUUACUCAAAUUGUUGUUCGUAUUCCGUGGCUUCCUCUCAUACAGUAUCAAGCGCAACAACCCUUAGAUGCACAUCGUGUUUUUUAUUCAUUAUUAUUUUCACUACUGGCAAGUUGUAUCAGUCGGCCAUCCAAUUAUACAAUUUGCCGUGCUUCAUUGCCGAAAUUGAUGAACUCAUUGGGACCAUUUCCAUGGCACUUAAUUGAUUUGAAACAACUUAAAGUUAUUUCAUCUCGUAUUGCAUCCAGUUUUUCAUCAGUAGUCCUGGUUGAACAGGACGAUGUUACGAAUGCUUUUUUCGAGUUGUAUGGUCGCGUUUGCUUCCUUGGGACAUUUCCGGCUGAUAUUGCGGCUGCAGAAGUUUGUGAGAAACAAUCCCUAUAUGUUCGUACUCAACUUGCCUUGAUGCUUAAAAAUUCAGACGAUCGGGCAUGGCUAAAACGAUUUUAUGAAGACCAAAUCAAAGUUGUUCAUAAUAUCGUUUCAUCAACAGGACUAGCAUCAGAAAACCAGAUAUAUUUGUCACGUGAAUUGACGUCAUUCUGGUCUGAGAUAUCUGAUAAUAAAUUCUUAGAAGGUUUUUCAUCAACUUUGUUGCAAUGGUUGGAGAAAAAUCCUAAUUCUUCACUUGUUUUAUUACUAAUGAAUACUGCCGUAGCUUCGUUAAAAAUGAAGCAGAGUUCGAUAGGUCUUCAAAUUAUCGAGAAAUGUAUUACAAUAUAUUUUGGAAGAAUGGGCUUGUGCGAAUGGAAUGUUGUACUAAAGUGGGCUGUAUUACCUGACCAUUGCGGGCAAAUUCUUUUUACUUCACCUAGUUCUGAAAAUAACUUAUUCUUCUUACCAUUGUGCGCAAACACAUUUAUAAUGAAACAACUUAUGUCGUUGACAUCAAUGAAUGAGCAGGAAAAUGCAUUGUUGCGAACGUUGUUGGAUUACGUAACAACUAUCAAACCAAGAUACGUGACCAAUGAAGCAGCAUUCCUACUUUUGGUGGAGAAAUUGCAAAAAUUAUUAUUACGACAAUACAAUUAUUCUGUGACACAAGGCAAUCAGUUUCUAAUGCAGUAUUUGGAAUGGCUUGAACGAGCAUACAGUGAUGACAAGUCAAGCUCGCUUUUUUCUUUGAUUGGCUUUUCAAAAAAGCAACCUUACUCCAUCAAAAUUCGCUACAUAUUCCAUUUGAUGAAUUUAUAUAUAUCACAGCAAACGAUAGCCCCAAACCAGCCACCACGAAAUAUUGUUAAUGCUCCGGUGCUUAAUUGUCGUAUACAAUCAUUCAAGGAGCUGUGCACAUAUAAACAUUAUAUUCCAUUCCAAGCAACUUCGCAGCUGGCUCAACCUUAUUUUGUUCAGGUCGAGAUUUACAAUAUCUCACAUAUGAGUGCAUUGUUUGCGCAUGUUGUUCGAUCGUUAUAUAAUGAAAAAUAUUUGGAGGAAAUGCUUGAUAAUGCCCUAGGUUCUCACUAA